AUGGCUAAAAUGCUGACCAGAUUAAAUGACGCUGAGAUGAAAAUAAAGGAGCUGUCGAAGGCCAAGCUGGAGGUGGCCUUCAUGGCAGCUAUCCAGCCCUCAUCUCCUGCAGACGGUAGUGGCUUUGGGAGAAUCUGACCUUUUUCUGAAGAGAUCACCUUAGUCCACCAGAAGGUUCUGACCAACGUUGGAGGGGCCUAUGAUUCUUUGUCAGGUGUGUUCACUGCCCCAGUUGCGGGUGUCUACUUCUUUACCUUCACGACCUACAGCUGGGUGUCAGAGAAGGACAUUGGCGUCAGGCUGAUGAAGAACGACGAGGAGGUGCUGCUGGUUUGGGAGACGCAGGAUAAGGGCGAUAAUGAAGACUACGCCUCCAAUUCAGUGCUGCUGGAGCUGGUGGCUGGGGACAGGGUCUUCAUGCGCCUCAAGAAUGGCUAUCAGGUCGCAGGCUCCAUAUACUCCAACAUCCAUACCUUCAGUGGGUUUUUGCUGUACCCCAAGGCCAAGUAGUCAACUUACCCAACCAUUUGAUGAAUGCAAGCAAGAUUAUUGUCUGCAUUUGAUGCCAGAUGACAACCAAUAAAAUGUGUCAGCUUGGAA
Molecule: messenger RNA, 600 nt
Organism: Engraulis encrasicolus (European anchovy)
Lineage: Eukaryota; Metazoa; Chordata; Actinopteri; Clupeiformes; Engraulidae
Product: complement C1q-like protein 4
Exons: 3
Molecular function (GO): protein binding
Source: RefSeq, a predicted model, not a curated record